Molecule: messenger RNA, 1245 nt
Organism: Dendronephthya gigantea
Lineage: Eukaryota; Metazoa; Cnidaria; Anthozoa; Malacalcyonacea; Nephtheidae
Exons: 2
Coding region: 480-1115 (211 amino acids)
Source: RefSeq, a predicted model, not a curated record
CAUUCUCGUAAAAAUUUUGCAUAUAUGUUUGACUGAUGGUCUUUGUUUGAUGUGUGAAAAACAAGACACUCCACUUCGUGAGAAGGCUCCUCAAAUACCUUCAUAUAAUGAGGCUUCAUUAAUCAUAUACUUAAUCCUAAACAAUUCAUAUUGUUUAGAAAUUAUGAUCUUUUUCAUGAGCAAUAUCACAAAGCAGUAUUACACAAUAGUUGAAACCAGCGUACACACUCAGGAUUCCGUUCAAAUUUUGCUGAUGUAACGGCAUUUAUUCCUACAUACGUCAUCAGUCGCGUAGGCAUCCAAAUGUCGCAGAAAUAGGGGACAACAGGAAAGAUGAAACGGAAAUAUUAUUUGUAAUUAAAAUGAAGUGAACUCACGGAGGUGAUAUUGGCAUGUACAAAAGGUCCAUAUAUACCUCGUGUAUAUAAGAAUAGAAAAAGGUGCAGGGGUUUAGUUGACCAAAGAUCUAGAGUUGGACAAUGGCAGCCUUUCGCUCCAAAACUCUUCUGUUCGCUUUGCUGACAGUUGUUCUAUUGGCUUGCACCCGUGGUGAGAGUUAUGACUUCAAAGACGAAGCAGAAGGUUUACCAUCGGAAAACGAAUGGUCGAAUAUUGACGAAGAGUACCAAGAAGAUCAUAUACGAGUGACACCAAGUUUGAUUCAACCAUCACGGACAGCAGUAGGCGUUCAGCAAACUCCAACACCACGAGCAACGCCUACUUUGGGCUUUAGCACAACACGAAGGCUCAGGUUUCGAAGGUUCAGAUCAAGACGAGCAACGUCAAGAAGAAUAACAAGACCACCAAGACCCACAAGAAGGCCAAGACCCACAAGAAGGUCAAGACCUACUUUCCGGCCGAGUGUUUGUCCAUUUGACUGUGGUCUAACGUGCGUGGUUCCUAGGCGAACGAUCUUCCAGCAAAGUUAUGUUUGUGUUUUGCCAAUCUAUAAUGGUUGUCAACGGUGCUGCGCAACAUAUGCUUCAUGUCGUAGAUCAAAUAUUCCUCAAUGGAUAUGUUACCAACGGGCAUUGGAUUGUGUUUGUGAUAACAGAUCACGUUACAGAAAUAUCAGAUGCUAUGGGCGUAGAUGUAUCGGGAAAUUAUUAGGCUAAAUAUCUUUUGAACUGCGUGCAUACAUAACUAAUAUUCAUGCAUUUAUAUAGUCACUGGGAACUUCUAGAAUUCUUUUUGCAAUGAAUGAUAAAGUGUUAAAAUAAUAAACAUGCAUAAAAACAAAAGUGU